Messenger RNA from Tachysurus vachellii, 4928 nucleotides. RefSeq names its product lysine (K)-specific demethylase 7Aa (gene kdm7aa). The transcript is spliced from 18 exons. Gene Ontology annotation, biological process: regulation of transcription by RNA polymerase II; protein demethylation. The record is from RefSeq and is a predicted model, not a curated record. Bases 61 to 2391 code for a protein of 776 amino acids. Gene Ontology annotation, molecular function: histone demethylase activity; transcription coregulator activity. NCBI's taxonomy places the organism in Eukaryota, Metazoa, Chordata, Actinopteri, Siluriformes, Bagridae.
CACCUUCGGCAAUUUCCGUCGACAUUUAAACUUCGCCCUCGGACGAGGAGAGGAGGCAAGAUGGCGGCUGCCCCUCUGUACUGUGUGUGCCGGCAGCCUUACGAUCUCAAUCGCUUUAUGAUCGAAUGUGACAUUUGUAAGGACUGGUUUCAUGGCAGCUGUGUGCAGGUGGAGGAGCAUCAUGCUGCUGAUAUCGACGUCUAUCACUGUCCUAAUUGUCAUCCCAUCCACGGACCCUCCCUCAUGAAGAAGAGGAAUAACUGGCACAGACAUGAUUACACAGAGGAGGAUGAUGGGAGACGACCGGUUCAGGCAGGAACAGCAGUGUUUAUACAGCAGCUGCAGGCCAGGAGCUUCCCCAGUGCUGAUGAGCUGGUGGUGCAGAUGCAGGGAAGUCAUGUGACACCGCAUUACCUGGAGACUGAGGGCUUCUAUUACCCCAUCAUAGUGCAGGACAAGGAGGGUCUGGGGCUCAGACUGCCCCCACUAUCCUUCUCUGUCAGAGAUGUCCAGCACUACGUCGGAGGAGACAAAGUGAUCGAUGUGAUUGACGUGGCCAGACAAGCAGACAGCAAGAUGAAGCUGAGCGAGUUCGUCAAGUAUUAUUAUCAACCUGAACGUCCCAAAGUGCUCAACCUCAUCAGCCUGGAGUUCUCUGAUACCAAGAUGGCUGAGCUGGUGGAGGUGCCAGAUAUCGCUCGUGAGAUGUCGUGGGUGGAGAAGUACUGGCCAGACGACUCCAUCUUCCCCAAGCCUUUUGUGCAGAAGUACUGCCUGAUGGGGGUGAAGAACAGCUACACUGACUUCCACAUAGACUUCGGAGGAACCUCCGUGUGGUACCACGUCCUCUGGGGAGAGAAGAUUUUCUACCUGAUCGAACCGACCAAGACCAACCUCGCGCUCUACGAGUCGUGGAGCUCGUCGGCCAAUCAGAGCGAAGUGUUCUUUGGAGAGAAAGUGGAGAAGUGCUACAAGUGUGUAGUGAAGCAGGGCACCACCGUACUGCUCCCUACAGGUUGGAUCCACGCAGUUCUCACGUCUCAGGACUGCAUGGCCUUCGGGGGAAACUUCUUACACAACCUGAACAUCGGCAUGCAGCUCAAAUGUUACGAGAUGGAGCGGAGACUGAAGACUCCAGAUCUGUUUAAGUUUCCGUAUUUCGAGGCCAUUAGCUGGUACGUGGCCAAGAACCUGCUGAGGACACUGAAAGAGCUGCGAGACGAGGAGCGUCAGCCUCAGGAGUAUCUGGUAGAAGGAGUAAAAGCUUUAAUCUCUGCCCUAAAAACCUGGCUGAGGAGGGAGUUAACGGCACCAAACAGCGAGAUUCCAGACCACAUCCGGCCGAGCCUCCUGAUCAAGGAGCUGAGCAGAGAGAUCCGUCACCUGGAGGGGCAGGAGGAGGAUCCGAGUAAACCGGUGAAAUCUCAGGGAAGCGUAGAAAGUGCAUCCGCUCGCUCCUCGCUCGAGAGACGACAUCACGCGCAACGGGUCACUCAACGACUUAAACCCCACCUCCAUCAUCAUCAUCAUCAUCAUCAUCAUCUUCAGCAACAGCAUGAGCAUGAACAACAUCACCACGAGCCCAAACUCCGAUCAAACCUGGACAUCCUGGAGCUGCAUACACGGGAAGUGCUGAAGAGGCUGGAGGUCGGCCCUCUGGAGGAGCAGGACUCCGACGUGAGCUCCAAGGUGAACGCGAAGUUUAAGAAGGUUGUCCAGCCUUCUACUGUAGCAGUCGAUGGUAACCAUGACAACGCACUGCGGCUUGUGCUGUGUAACGGCAGGAUCGUGUGCGAGAGGCUGCGUCUCGGGAACAGAGCUCUGAAAGACGAGAUAUCGCCAUGCCAACAGCAUCAAGUUAGACCGGAAAAGCCAUCGUCAUGCCAACCAGAGAUAGUGAAAGUGGAGGCAGGUCAGGUCACUCGUCAUGAACUCAGGAUAAAGCUGACAAAACUCUCACGGUUGCAGAAGGAAGAGGAGGAUGAGGGGGAAGAGGAGCAGGACAGUUCAGAUUCAGGGAGCUCUGAGGAUGAAGAGGAGUGUGAAAUGCCUAAGAUGAGAAACUCAGGGAGUCAACAUCACAAACCACUCAAAAGGGAGCGUCCCUCCUCCCCCAGCAGGGUGCCAGAGGGGGGCGCUGUGCCUCAGGAGGUGUGGGGCAGUAGCAGUGCAGUGUGUGUCAGCAGUAACACAAGUGCAGUAGAGGAGUGUUUAUACACGGAGAGUUCACUCUCUCAUGCACUCCAUCCAUCAAAACGACACACACACAACUCCAGCCCCAUCAGCAACCAGGCCACUAAAGGAAAACGUCCGAAGAAAGGCAACGCGACGUCCAAGCAGAGGCUGAGCAAGCUGAUGAAGAUGAGCACACACACUCGCCUGCUGUUAUAACACAAAAGCAACACACAUCUCACUACCUAACACACACACACACACACACACACACGUACCUUGCAUGUUUAAGCUACAAGGUAUGUAGGAAUGGCACUAGCACGCUGAAGAUAGCACACAUGCUCUGGGAAAUUAAGUGAUGAUUUAAUACACAAAUACAUUUUUAAAAUGUAUUUAACAUGAAAGAAAGAAAGAAAGAAAGAAAGAAAGAAAGAGAGAGAAGCAGUGCAGGGAAAUCUGUGAUGGACUUAGCCAAAUGUUUCAGGAAGUGUUGUGUUUGAGUUAUUUAACUAGGUCCAGUGUUUCCACACUAACACACCCAUUUAAUCACUUCGCAUUACUGCAAUAUUAAUGAGUUUAUCUGUGACUUUUUUUUUUUUUUUAGAUGAAAACAUCUAAGACUCAUAAAACACGUCAUGAUACUUUAUUUAAUAGUAAUUCUGAAAAUCUCCCAAGAUUUAAAGUGUUCCCUGAAUUUGACCUUGAACCUGUGACGUCACUCGAGCAGUUCGGCUUCGAAGAAUCUGAAAAAAAGUGAGGGUGUGUUAGAGACACGCUGGUAUUAGAACACAGCCGGAGUGUUUUAUCUGUUCAGCUCUCAAUCUACACUUUGUACAAUUCACUCAUCUUUUUUUUCCCUCUCCUACCUCCACAUGGAACCUGUAGCAGAAGCAGACGCAUGUGUGUGUGUGUGUGUGUGUGUGUGUGUGUAUGUGUGUGUGUGUAUGCGUGUUUCUUGGGCAGCUUUAGUACGUUUUAUUUCUGUAAAGUUUUCACCCUUGCGUCUCAUUUCUCUACGUAACGUAGAUCACUACCUUCUUCCUGUCGGCUGCGGCGUAAACACCGGGGCUGGUCGCCAUGGAAACGAUGCUGUCCCGGUGUAGUUCAGGGUCAUUUAUAAUCUGUGUGAAAGUUUUUAAAUGGUGCUGAAAGCAAUAAUUGUACAGUGUUUGAUUAGUUGGUUUAUCGGUUGAUAUUUUUUUAAUUUUUUAUUUUAAUUUUAAGCGUAUUUAAACAUGUGAGAUGGAGAUCUGUAGCCUUGGAGUAUUUUCUCUCCUUUACACGUGAUUUGUUUCAUUUUAUUCAUUUCUUGUCUACUUCAGUGUUUUGGUGGUAGCCGACGCACUGGAAGAAAUUUGUAGCAAAAUUACAAAAUGCCGAAUUGGUGGUUUUUUUUUUUUUGGGGCGUUUCCCAGUCGUUCUGCUGCUGAUGAUGUUCACUAGGUCCAGUCUUAGCUUCACCUGGUCUCAUCAUCAGACAUCGGUGUCUUUAAAUCUCAUUAAACUGUCUGUUAAAGUAUCAGAACAAAUCACACUCGGUUAUUAACACGCGUCACGUUUCUGUGUAAAGUCAUCGCAGAACCACAAAAGCAGCUCGUUUAAUCCCACACGUAAUGUUACGUAGCAGAAAGUCCACCGAUCGCAUUUAUUUUUAUUUAUUUAUUUAUUUUCUCUCUCUUUUCCUCAUAUAGACACGAACCUACUCUGCGUUAGUUAUCCCGAGCCUCGUCUCUCUGAGCCCCAGACUUCGCUCGGGUUUGUGGUGAAUUACAGAGCAGUCGUUUAAAUCACCAUGACGACGUGUUACUCGAUCAACACUACUGAUUCCUGAGGUUCGCUUCACAGCAGCAUUAACCGAUUAAAAACACUUAGGUUUUUUAAGUGUUUUUUACUUUGUGACCGGUUUUCGAGGCUCAUGAUGUCGCUCUAAUAAAUUAUUUUAUUAAUUUUAUUCACUGGAAUAUUUGAGAUUCUGUUCAUGUCUGACGUUCAUUUUUCUGGAGUAUUAAAACCUCUCGUAAAAGCGAGAGAAAGGCGAAAAGGACGAGGGGCAGAAGAAAAGCAUCCGACUAUUCAUUAAAAAAUAUUACGAAAGGAAAAGUAAACAAAUUGAACAAACUGUUAGUGUGAUUUGGGAAACGCCCACUCUUUUAAUUCUACCGUCACAUUUACAUCAUAAAUCUGAACUCGUUCAUUUAUUUACGCUACUUUUUUUUUUUUUUUUUAACCCCCACCUCAAAUUAAAAGGAGGAAAUGAAGCACAAUGUUUUUGUGACACUGGUGUUUAAAUGUACAGUGAUGAUGUGGAGAGAAUCUGAAUCUGCCUUCAGGAUGAUGUGAGCGUGUUUAAAGCUCAGGGAGAAAUAACGCCGACGUGUUCAUCCUGCUUUGUGUGUGUGUGUGUGUGUGUGUGUGUAUUAUCUGUGUUUCCUGUAAUUCUUUAUUAACUUAUUCAUUUCUAAGCGAUGAGGAACGAUCUGUGCUUCCUGCUCCUGGGUGUUGAUCGAUUUUAUUAUUAUUUUGGAUUUCUUUCUCUCUUUCAUUCACAUUUUCUGUAAAUAUUUGAACUGAAUAUUUGUUUGCUUUUUUUGUAAUUGAACGAUGAAUCAUUUGUACUAGUUUUUGUAGUAACGAUGGUGACGAUAGCGUGGUUGAAUCCGACGAGCUGGUGAAGAAUCGAAGCCGGAGAUACAAGAAUGAAGCCGGUGGUGAUUUUUUUUUUCCCACAUCAAAGAAAUAAAAGAAAAAGAACCGUG